CGCCGCUGCGGGAGGAAGGGGGCGGAAGAACUGGAGGGGUCGUGGCUGCUGCCGCCGUGAGCUGCUGCCGCCGCCGCGAGUGCCAGCUCCGGAGAGGACUUCAUGUUGAACAUGAGCCUUGUUAUGAUCAUUGAGAAUGUGAAGUUGGCCCGUGAAUAUGCCUUACUGGGAAAUUACGACUCUGCCAUGGUCUACUACCAGGGAGUUCUCGACCAAAUGAAUAAGUAUCUGUACUCUGUGAGAGAUACCUAUCUGCAACAGAAGUGGCAGCAGGUUUGGCAGGAGAUAAGUGUGGAAGCUAAGCAUGUGAAAGAUAUAAUGAAAACACUGGAGAGUUUUAAACUAGACAAUACUCCAUUGAAAGCCUCACAACAAGAAUUACCAGCUCAGGAUGCAGAAGUGUGGUCUUUGCCAGUACCUGCUGAACGUAGAGCUUCGCCCGGGCCCAGGAAGCGUCAGUCGGCCCCGUGCAGCGACUGCAGAGGGCACAGCAACCGCGCGGGUGCAGCUGCCAGGGCCUCCCACCGCCCGGCCUCUCGCAACCCCAGCGACAAAGGGAAGGCAGUCCGCAGCCGGGAGAAGAAGGACCAGCAAAACAAAGGAAAAGAGGAAAAGAGCAAAUCCACAUCUGAGAUUUCAGAGUCUGAACCAAAGAAAUUUGAUAGUACUGGAUAUGACAAAGAUUUAGUAGAAGCUUUGGAAAGAGAUAUCAUUUCUCAGAAUCCCAACAUCCGAUGGGAUGACAUUGCUGAUUUAGUAGAAGCCAAAAAGCUGCUUAAGGAAGCUGUAGUUUUACCAAUGUGGAUGCCAGAGUUCUUCAAGGGGAUUAGAAGACCGUGGAAGGGUGUGCUGAUGGUUGGUCCUCCUGGUACUGGAAAGACCCUCCUAGCAAAAGCUGUAGCCACUGAAUGCAAGACAACUUUUUUCAAUGUUUCUUCUUCCACACUUACCUCAAAAUACAGAGGAGAAUCUGAGAAACUUGUUCGUCUGCUGUUUGAAAUGGCUCGAUUUUAUGCCCCAACAACCAUAUUUAUUGAUGAGAUUGACUCCAUCUGUAGCCGCAGGGGAACUUCGGAGGAGCAUGAAGCCAGCCGACGUGUGAAGGCAGAACUGCUAGUUCAGAUGGAUGGUGUUGGGGGGGCUACUGAAAAUGAUGAUCCUUCUAAGAUGGUCAUGGUACUUGCUGCUACUAAUUUUCCUUGGGAUAUUGAUGAAGCCCUAAGACGGAGACUAGAAAAGAGAAUUUACAUUCCUUUACCAUCAGCCAAAGGCAGAGAGGAACUCCUCAAAAUAAAUCUGCGAGAGCUGGAACUGGCUGAUGAUGUUGACCUUGCAAACAUAGCUGAGAAGAUGGAGGGUUAUUCAGGUGCAGACAUUACCAAUGUAUGCAGAUUGUAAACGCGGCUCUGCGGACAGUGUCAGCACAGCUGAGAGGAAUGUGCUGUGCCACAGGGAUGAAAGCAAAGCUUGUACACAAAGCUGCCACCAAGGCUCUGUCAGCAGGGCCACUGCAGGCUGAGCUAAAAGUUUGGAGCCUCAGUGGAGUUUCCUGAACAAACCUUGCACACUGUCUGGGAAAAGAAUGGUAUGUUAGUUGUUCUGAAUCAGUGUUGUGGAGAUUUGUUUAAUUUUGUAGGUUUGUGAGAUGAAUUUCUGGUGUUCUUUUGAUCUUUGGUUCUGCUUUGAAAGGAGUUUGUGCUAAUAGGUUCAUGUUAUAUGAAAGAGAAUUUAUUUGGUCUGCUGCUUUGUGCAUUUUAGCUGCAGUUUGUCUCCUCCAG
Melospiza melodia melodia is the source of this 1778-nucleotide messenger RNA. RefSeq names its product katanin catalytic subunit A1 (gene KATNA1). The transcript has 11 exons. NCBI's taxonomy places the organism in Eukaryota, Metazoa, Chordata, Aves, Passeriformes, Passerellidae. Bases 103 to 1398 code for a protein of 431 amino acids. Gene Ontology annotation, molecular function: microtubule severing ATPase activity; ATP hydrolysis activity; microtubule binding. Gene Ontology annotation, cellular component: microtubule cytoskeleton. The record is from RefSeq and is a predicted model, not a curated record. Gene Ontology annotation, biological process: microtubule severing.